AUUUGUUGUAUGCAUUAUGCAUCAGUCCUGACAGCCACGCCUUCGCUAUUAGAACUUCAUAUAUAAGGUCCGUUCGCACCAUCAGAAGUCAGUCUACGGGAGGAAACUAGCCCAGAUAUGGCAGCAAAGUUGGCAAUCGUGUUCGCUUUGGCAACGGUGGCCCACAGCUCAGUGCUUCCAUUGGAUCACGCUGAUGUGCGUGUUGUGGAACCUGUCGCUCGUUCGGAUGAUGUGACAAGCUUCUCCUACGAUGUCGCCGACCCUUACACUGGCGACUUCAAGAGUCAAUCAGAGACGCGUGUCGGAGGUGCAGUGCAAGGACAGUAUUCUCUGCUAGAUGCUGACGGCACGAGACGAACAGUUGACUAUGCCGCUGAUGACCUCAAUGGAUUCAACGCUGUCGUGAGGAAAGAUGCAGUUGGUCUAGCUGCUCCAGUAUUGGCUGAACGUACUGUUGUUAAACCAGCUUUGGCCCGCACUGUGGCUGCUCCAUUAGUGUCUGCUGUCCCUAAUGUCUUGAACACUGGCAUUGUAUCUUCCCGUGCUGUUCUCCCACCAGUCUACGCCGCCUCAGCUCCUCUUGUAUCUCAAACAGUUCUUAACGCACCGCUUGUUACACGUAACUACGCAGCCCCAGUUUUAACUGGUGCUAAUUUACUCGAUGGACGUACCAUUGUUGGUUCCAAUCUUCUUAGCUCACGCACUUUAGCUAGACCUGUCUUAACUGGUGCUCCUUUAGUUACUUCUGGCGCUUUAACUGCCCCUUCUGUUUAUAAUGCACCUUUAUUAACUCGCACGGUUGCCACCCCAUCAGUUGUUACUGCUCCUCUUGUAACUCGCACUUUAACUCCUCAAGUAUACGCUGCGUCCGCUCCAUUAGUUACUGGUGGUUAUACUAUAGGUCAAGAUUUGCAAGCUACACGGACUCUAUCCGCACCUCUGUUAACAGGCACGACUGUCCUAGGAGGACAGGCUCUUCUCCCUGGCUCUGCUUUGGUUGGGAGACAAACUCUUCUACCUAAUACCCUUUCAAGUCGCUUGGUAACGGGCGGUGAAGUGGUGCGCUCUCUUUCUGGCUGGUAAAAGAGGAAAUCUUUAAUAUUAUUCAACUUAAACCCAACGACUACGAUGUGUUCAAAAUGUAAAUAAUGUUUGCGUAUACAUACGAAAUAUAAAGUGAUACAUACUCAAUUA
This is a messenger RNA of Plodia interpunctella (Indianmeal moth), 1194 nucleotides long. Its product is annotated as cuticle protein-like. Lineage: Eukaryota; Metazoa; Arthropoda; Insecta; Lepidoptera; Pyralidae. The coding region runs from base 118 to 1083 and encodes 321 amino acids. The transcript is spliced from 2 exons. Gene Ontology annotation, cellular component: extracellular matrix. The record is from RefSeq and is a predicted model, not a curated record.